Molecule: messenger RNA, 3131 nt
Organism: Sorex fumeus (smoky shrew)
Lineage: Eukaryota; Metazoa; Chordata; Mammalia; Eulipotyphla; Soricidae
Gene: WDR49
Product: WD repeat domain 49
Exons: 18
Coding region: 1-3114 (1037 amino acids)
Molecular function (GO): protein binding; calcium ion binding
Source: RefSeq, a predicted model, not a curated record
AUGAGUAACGUCCUUAAGUUAAACAUGGAGUUCCAAACUGGACCCGAGAGCUUGGAGGAAAAGGACGCGGCCAGCGCAGAGGAGGACUAUGGUAUUGGACUACUUGUAAACUGCCUCAGCGUGGAUGACUUGGUCAAUAUUCAGAAGGUCUUUGAGCUUCCAGAACACGGGCACAGUAUUUCUAUGUCCCGAGCAGAGUUUGUAGAGAGAAUCACUGAGAUUAUUGGCUGGGGCACAAAAGAAGAAUAUGGAGAGCUCUUUGAUAGAGUGGAUGUGGUCCAAGAUGGCUUCAUUAAUUGGGACAAACUGACUUCAUUUAUGCUGCUGACACUUGAGAAUGAUGAACAAGCAAAGACAACAAUUGCUCCUCAGUGGAAAGAUUUUGAGUUCCUGCCAAUGAAACAUAAAGACACAAUCCAAAAAGUAAUUUUCUUAAAAAGUUCAAGCCGUUAUCUGACCAUCAGUAAGGAAGGAUUGUUAGGAAUCUGGGGAGAUAAUUUAACGUUGCAGGAAACACGUCCCAUCACUUCAGAUGUCACAAAACUUAAUCACUUGUGGGUGACCAGUCUUGUCUCUUUGGAAAAUGUAAAUAAGAUAGCAGUGGCUUUUACAAGUAAAGAGAUUUGUUUCUAUGAUCUGCUGUCUAAAGAAUUAUCUUGUCAAUAUAAACUUCAAGGCCUAAAAGGAACACCAAUUUGCAUGGAUUAUUGGUAUGACCCUCUUGAUGCCAAUGAAUCAAUUCUUUCUUUUGGAGACAUAACAGGAAAGGUUCAAGCAGUUGUUUUCACUACAGCCUUGAUAUCCCUCUUUGAACGUCCUGCCAAUGCUUGUGAAGAUGAGGAAGUCACUUUGACUAUUAACUGGAAAGAGCUUCUCUCUGGCUACCAUACAUGUUGCUAUACAUUAGAACACAAACUGCAUCAUGGAGAUUGGGUCAGGCAAGUUACUUACAAUGCCUCUUUGGAUGCUAUUAUUUCCAGUACAACCAGCAGUACAAAUACCCUGGUGUUGGCUUGGAGAGAGAAAUCAAAAAAUCAUGUUAAGAUGACAUCCUUCAACAUUGCCCAGGGCAUUCAUGCUUUUGAUUGCCACUCUCGGCUCAAUUUAAUUGCAACUGCUGGGAUUAAUAAUAAAGUUUGCCUUUGGAACCCCUAUGUUGUUUCUAAACCAGUUGGUAUCCUGUGGGGUCAUUCAACCAGUGUACUAGCUGUUCAAUUUUUUGCUGCAAAGAACCAACUUUUCAGCUUCUCUGAAGAUAAAGUUCUGAGACUCUGGGAUAUUCAACACCAGCUGUCCAUUCAGAGAAUAGCUUGUUCUUUCCCUAGAUGUCAGAACUUUAGAUGCCUCCUCCACUUUGAUGAAGCUCAUGGUCGACUUUUUAUCUCAUUUAAUAACCAACUAGCAUUGUUGGCAAUGAAAAGUGAAGCCAACCAGAGGGUAAAAAGUCACAAGAAAGCAGUGACUUGUGUUCUUUACAAUUCCUUCUUGAAGCAGGUAAUCAGCUCGGAUGCUGGGUCGAAUGUUUUCUUCUGGAUGAUAGACACUGGGCAGAAAAUCAAACAGUUUACUAGUUGCCAUGGCAAUGCAGAAAUAAGCACCAUGGCCUUUGAUACAAAUGAGACCCGGCUUUUGACUGGCAGCACAGAUGGGACUGUAAAGAUAUGGGACUUCAAUGGAUAUUGCCACUACAUAUUAAAUGUUGGGCAAGAGGGAGCAGUGGAUAUUACACAGAUCUUAGCUCUUAAGAAGACAAUAUUGGUUACAGGCUGGGAAAGGGUUAUUACUGUGUUUCGACCUCAGAACUACAAUCAACUUUUCACACAACCUGAAGAAUGGAAAGGAGGAAUACAACACCACGAUGACAUCUUAUGUGCUGCAUUUUUACCUCCUCAAACUCUUGCUACAGGGAGUUAUGAUGGAGAAAUUAUUCUAUGGAACAAUAGCACAGAAAACGCUCACUAUGUCCUUCAUCCUAAUUACCAGAGACUGCUAAAAUCAAAAUUGGAUACAGAGCCUCAAACACUACUUAAUAGCUGUUCCACUCACUCUAAGACAAAGAAGGCCACCCUGGGCACAUGCUCUUUUGAAAUUGACAGUGAGUGUAAUAAUGCUGUUAUGAGGCUUUGCUUCCUUGAAGCAAGAAAACAUACCGCAGUGACAGGAGGAGCGAACCUGGUAUCAUGUGGAGGAUCUGGGUAUGUUCGAUUCUGGGAUACAUUUAAGAAGCAACUUCUGGCUGAAUUUUUGGCUCAUAGUGGAGCUGAGUUUAUUAUUAUGUGUAUUGAUAAGCUGAACCAAUACCUUGCCACAGGAGAUCCUGACGGAAGGUUGAAGAUCUGGAAUAUAGAAGAAUACUGCCUUAAUCCCAGCGAGGGCAAAAUGACACAGGCUCCAACACUGAUAAGAUCACUUCAGCCUCAUAAAGACCAGAUCCUUUCUCUAGAAAUGUGUGAGCCCGGGGGCCGCUUGCUGGUCAUCUCCUCCUCUGCAGACUGCAACAUCUGUGUGACUGAUGUCUGCAGUGCUCCUAUCUACAUCUUUGGUCAGGCAAAGCUUUGGAAAAUUGAGACUUGCUUUUCCUUUCCUAAAAGAGAUACAAAUUUAAUGAAAAGAGAUAUUCAAGAGCAAAAAAUUAAAAAUAUUCCUUUGCUGUCUAAAGAGGAACUAUGCCUAGACCUACUAGAAACUUCUUUUGAUAAAAACAAUGAAGAUAUCUCAACAAAGAGUGUCAGACCAUCAAGAGUCUUAAAUUUAGGCAUAAAAUAUAAGGAGAGAAAAAGCUAUAAGAAAAAAACAUAUAAACUUUACAAUGAAGAUGUUACACCCGAAGCAUCCAGUGCCUUUAGGUCAUUGAAUAUUGAAGACUUGCAAGAGUUGCCUGAAGUAAAUAAACCAGCCUUUCUUCUAGAACCUGAGAAAUAUUUUAGGGAUGAACCAGAGGUGGAGUGUCCCCAAAUGCCAGAACUUCCAUCACUUUCUGAAACUCUGAAAGCUGUAUUUGUUGAAAAAAACCUGCUCCCCAAAGAAAUUCUGGAUCGUGAAAAAAGAACCAAGCAAUUAUGUCAGGAGACAAGCAGUGAAGUGAAGAUAAAAAGAAAUAAGAAGAAAUUAUAGUUGAAAGAAAAGCAAAU